AUGUAUACAAUCGUGUUUCGAGGAACGGGGGCGGGGUCGGAUUCAGCUCGCCAUGCUACAGCCGGUCGCGAGCUCGGCAUCGAUGUGGCUAGGAGGCCUCCGAGCCAUACGCUUAGGCCAAGUCGUCGUGAGGGGAGAAGAAUGUGUUGGCAAUGGUGGGGGCAUGUCGCUGUUGGCGCACGCGAGGACGGUCGAGAUGCGAAGCUGGGUAAAAGGGAUACACGCGGCCUAAGUCUCAUGAGCUACACCAGAGUGACGAUCUGCUUGCCAACGUCGGCUCGUUGGCAGUCCAUUUUGGUCGUGGCUCAUGAUGGGACACCACGGAGUGGUCGGUUGGGUGCUGGAGAGUGUGGGCCGGGAAAUGCAGCGCCCGACUCGGACCGAGGGAGGCAGGGGGGGGAGAAAGGAGAAGCGCAGCCACGAGGGCGCGAUCGGGCGAGGCACUUCGACGGGAACGGCGAGCGAGGCGGGAUAGAGAGGGGUGAGAAAGGAGGAGGAGAUGCGAAGGUGGGCGAAAGGCGCUUUAUAGAGGGGCACAAAGCGGCGAGGGGCUAG
Molecule: messenger RNA, 555 nt
Organism: Ilyonectria robusta
Lineage: Eukaryota; Fungi; Ascomycota; Sordariomycetes; Hypocreales; Nectriaceae
Exons: 1
Coding region: 1-555 (184 amino acids)
Source: RefSeq, a predicted model, not a curated record